Acanthaster planci (crown-of-thorns starfish) is the source of this 5490-nucleotide messenger RNA. It is a transcript of the gene tbc1d23, whose product is annotated as TBC1 domain family member 23. Gene Ontology annotation, cellular component: trans-Golgi network. The record is from RefSeq and is a predicted model, not a curated record. Gene Ontology annotation, biological process: retrograde transport, endosome to Golgi. Lineage: Eukaryota; Metazoa; Echinodermata; Asteroidea; Valvatida; Acanthasteridae.
GAUUGUUGUCAGUCACAGCACUUCCGGUACACGAACACGUCAUCGAGCAAUAUGGCGGAGUGCGAAAACGAAGACACCAGUUGGCAUGCUGAGCUUGAGGCAGCCCUCUUGGAAGGCUGCGACUUUGGGACCCUGAGAAACAUCUGCCAGGGCCGCCAGAUUCCCAACCAGUACAGCACGACAUGCUGGAAGAUUUGUCUAAAUGUGGUGGGAAAGGGAGAUGCGCUGGCUUCCUUCGAUGGCAUCUUUGAUUUGCCCGAGCAGGAACUGAUCCGAAAUGACUGCAAAGAAUUUAUUGAAAAAUUUGACAACUCAGAUGAGGAGAAGCUGUCCCUGUCCAGCGAUCUGGAGUCUGUCAUCACACUGUACUGCAAGUCCAAGAACGCGAAAUAUGUCCACAGCAAUGGUUGGCUGGACGUACUUGGCCCCUUGGUGGCACUGCGCAUGGAGCGGGCCGACCUAUACAACUGUUUUUAUGCGGUCAUGAGUAAAUACGUUCCCAGAGAUAACAGCAAAGACAGUAAGAUGUACCAACUCUUCAGACUGCUGCUCAUGUACCAUGAACCACAGCUCUGCAACUUCCUGGACACCAAAAAGAUAUUCCCCGACGCCUACACGUCAGUUUGGUUUUCCAGCUUAUUUGCCAGCAACUGCUCCCUGGAGGUGCUGCAGAUCAUGUGGAGUCUCUACUUUCUCCAAGCCGAUGCAUUCCUCUCCUUCUUCCUGGGGUUAAUCAUUCUCGUCAACGCCAAGGACCACAUCCUCACAGAGUUGGAAAACGAGAGCCGAGAGGCGAUAGCGGAGGCGCUGGCCUCUUUCCCCAACCAACUAGAAGCAGAUGACGUGGAAGACUUCUUCAGUCUGGCCCAGUAUUACGCCUCCAAGACGCCCCAGUCAUUUCGAAGGGAUUAUCAGUCCAUUUAUGGUAGCACCUUAAGCAAUGCCAAAGAAUCUCUCAGUCCGGACCUGUCGGGCGCCCUGUGUCUACAGGUCAACCCCUCAGAGUUGUUACAGGCAAUCCAACAGGGCCCGAAUGACAGCGUAAGUUAUUUUGUUGUCGACUGUCGACCGGCUGAGCAGUAUAACAGAUGUCACCUUGCCACAGCAUUCCACCUUGAUGCCGACCUGAUGCUGCAACAGCCCACAGAGUUUGCCAGUGCCGUCAAGGCCUUGUUCACAACCCAGCGGCAGGCCAUCGCGGCCGAGUCUCAGGCCGCUGGGGAACACCUGUGCUUCCUGGGAAGUGGACGGGAGGAGGAGGACCAGUACCUACACAUGGUGGUGGCCAACUUCCUACAGAAAAAGACACAGUAUGUCAGCAUUGUUGCCGGUGGUUUUACAGCGUUAUUAAAGUUAAUCGAGAAGGAGUCGUCGUCGUCAUCAGCUGACCAGUCGUUAAAGUCUUGCAUCAUCUCCCAGCCCGAGCGAGCAGGCUCUGACGACAGUGGGAUUGGUGACUCUCCCCAGAAACUCUCAGAGAAAGGAGCAGCGCUGAUGGGCCGACUGACGUCCACCUUCAAGACCAAGUCGGCCGAGAUGAAGGACCGGAUGGUGGAGUUCAUCAAGAACGAGGCUGUCAACGAAGAUAGGCACGUCAGUAGUCUGGACACAGGGAAGAGAUAUCGAGGCAACAAGAUGCAGAAUGUGUUCAGCAUCGGAGACGAGGAGGAAGAAGCAGACAGCUUUGGCAGCGCGGCGUCGUCAGAUGAAGAGAGAAAAGAACUGGUCAAGACGGACACCUGGCUGAAGAAGCCAGACAUCCUGGCCGCCUACCAGUGUCAGGAGGUCAAAGAUAACGGUCACACCUAUCCAAGCAACAUGCUGGUCACCAAGACGCACCUGUACGUCCUGCGGGACAAGGCCGACAGCCGGGGCUUCUCCUACAUCGUGGCCCGCCGGGCGCUGGCCGACGUGGUCCGCAUCACCUCCAAGAAGCGCUGCCCGGAGCUCAUCACCUUCCGCUACGGCAAGUACAGCGGGGGCGGCAGCAGCGAGGAGACGGAGGUGUACGCCGUGGACCGGCUCUACCUGCCCUUGGCCAGCGAGGCCACCAAGCUGGUCAAGAGACUAAUCAUGAACGUACUGGAACCGCCGGGCACCGGCAACGGCACGGCGGCUAGCGCGGAUCCGGCCACAUAGCCCCGUGACCUUUGAUCACAUCGGGUCAAAGGGCAAUGUAAAGGUAAACUGAUUGAUAUUUAUACAUGAAGGAAUUAGAACUGAUAAAGGUAUUUCAAACUGCCCGGCAUUGCUACUAAAGCUGAAUCAAAUCAGGCACCCUUGUGACCUUUGAUCUCACCAGGUCAAAGGUCAAUAUUAAAGUAAAUGGAUUGGUACAGUGCUCGUCAUACCUCAGGGGACACAGAACUGGUCAAGAUAAUGAAACUUCCGGAACAUGCCAGCAUAGCAGGGUUGGAAGACGUAGCCCUGUGGCCUUUCACCUCAUAGUGUCAAAGGUUUGUGACCAGUUUUGCAGAAGUCGGUGAGACUAGUUGAGAGAUUACUCACAGAUUUUAUGAAAUUGCAGUGCCCUGGUGCGCAGCGUGAGUUACCCAUGCAUCUCUUAACCUGUGACCUGCACAGGUCAAGCUUUAUCAUAAAGGUGUUAAUUAUAGGCUCUGUACCAGAAAGGUCAAUGAAACCAUCCCAGAUAUAUAAUACCACCUGCUUCCAUCCAUGGCAAAAGUAAAGCACUGACCUUGUAAGCCGCCUUGGUAAAAGGUGAAUUAGGUACGUCAGAUUAGUACAUUUAAAGCCUCUCGUCAGUGUCGAGUUUUGAGACACACUCAAAACGUUUCAAACCCCACAUUCAGAUUCUCCGCCCCCCUCCCCUGAAAGGCAGAUCGUCGCUAAAUGAUGUCCCUGCUGUGACACAUGCCCUGCCUGCUACACAAACGCAAAGAACGGAAAUCACUGUUUUCACCUUUUGCUGCAACAGUCAGUCAGAUGUACCCUCCGCUCGAUUUGCCUUAGUACACAGACACAACUUGAAUAUAACUUUCAUGCCUCUUGUUCUAACGGUAGCCCAUAUGGACCAUGACAAAAACAUUCUGUUCUCUUGUACCUUUCAUUCUUUUGAGUAGGGUACCAUAGAAUAUCCCCACCAAUGUCAAGAGGCUUCAGAGGAUAAUUGGAGAUUUCUUUUUUUUUGCUCUUUUCAUCAAGGGGGAAAUUUUGGGUAAAUUGAUAUUUUGGGGGAGGGGUUUAUAUGAUAAACAUUUUGUCAUCGUUUGAUUGUAAAUUGAUUCCUGGUUUGUAUAAUUUUCGUUAUUGUUAUUUUGUACCAGAAUGAAUCAGGGUUUACUUAUUUAUAUUGCUUCAAGUUCAACCUCAUUCUUGUUUUUUCAAUUAAAAGUCUGAUUAGUUAAAACAAAUGUAUGAUCUUUUUUCUUCUUUGUUUCUUGUAUAUUAAAGAUGCCAUAAGAGCUGAGAAAAUGGAGGGUAAAUUAUAUUUUAAUAAGAGGCAAACAUGUAAAUGUUCAAUUGAAUUUGACAGUUAUUUGGGGGAUAGAUAUUAAAAGUAGCAUUAUAAUGAAAAUAUUCAUCACACCAAAAAAAAUCAUCAACUUCAAGUAUUGUUGUAGGCUGUAGGGCGUAGGUGUAAGUCAAUCUAGGAGCCUAGGUUGUCCGUUGUCAACUCAUGAAUAGGCCUAUGUGCUGACAUGCCAUCGUUGUUUACAUGCGCACUUGCCCAUGGCGCCAGUGGGGGUCCAUGGUCCACUGGCCACCUCAGGAAAGCACAAUGGUAAACACAGUGGGGUGUCAACAGUACAGGGCUCAUACUGUACAUGAACCGUACUCGAGGCAUAAUGGUGUCAGCUUAUGUUGAAAGUGGCGUUGCAUUGUGGUUGCUAGGCAGGCACUGCAGGGCAGGGCCACAUGAUAUUUACAUUUCUGGAUAUUUUUCAACUCAGGCUUGUUUUUUUUUCUUUUUUUUGGGGGGGGGGGAUUUCACGGCCAGGGAGCCAGAUUCCACCACCCUCCUCAAGAAUUAGGCUGUCACAUGUCUGAUCCAUGUCCAACUCAGCCUUUGUGUUAAGUCCGUCAUUAAAAGUACACAGGCUAUAUAUGCGAAAUUCCAAUCCAGUCUAAAUAAUGGUUUUGUUAUUUCGGUCAUUUGAAGUUUACGGCCUUCUUCGCAUAGGCCCAUGCACUGGCCUCGUGUUCACAGGCCCAUGCGCUCACUUUGUGAGACGCAGUCAUGCAAAAUCGUGUGCUUGUACCGAAAAUCAAGGGUGCCAAUCCAGGCCACACCCACAUUGUGGGGGGCCUUUUGGACUGGGUCUUUGUUUUGCCUGCAUGGUGCAGGCCCAUGGAAAUGGGUUGUUUUCUCACAACACAUGUUCCAGAACUGGCAAGCGGGAUUUUCCAACAAAAGUGGAAAUUUGGUUACAAGGUACCUACUUCAUUAUCGUCAGUAAUUUUUGAACAGAAAAAGAAGUUUUAAAAAAAAAAAUGAUAAGUACAAUUUCUCUUUUCAGUUUUAAUAGCUCAUGGUCGGUAACAGCGUGACCAAAUUUCCACUUGCGCAUGGAAUUGCCCAAGUGCAAUGUGCCCGGAAGUUAAUCAGUCAAGCAGAAACAACACACUGAAUGGUUGAAUGACCCCGAAAAAUAUUUCAUCCAUCCCUGCCUUGCUUCCGGUAUUAAGCCAUAUGUCCAACUUACCUUAGCUACGGCUUGCAAUUACAUGCAACUCUAUGCGAGUUGCCUGCAGCCAUUAUCCAUAAGACGCGUGUACAGUUACCAAACAUAGCCACACGAUAAAACAGUAAGCCCAAUAUGACACCAUUACAUUUUUCUUAGUUGAUAUUUGUUUCCAACGUGUAUUGUAAACUACAUGUAUGCCGAUUGAAAAUCGGGGCUAUUGUAUAUAUUGCCUAGUCAAUCUGUAGAGUGCAUGUACAUGUAUUUAUAAACUUAAUAUAAAAACCAUACGUGCUGAUUAUAUUGUACAUGUAUUAUAUUUGAAAUUUUCCUCGCAUCUUUGGGUGUAUAAUGUAUGAUAUCGAAUUCCUGCCAAAACCUGAUUGAGGAGCUGCGUUAUUUUUUCAUUCUAAAUUUGCCGUCAAAAUAUAGAAGCAGAAUUGUACAGCGGUAGUUGAGGGCGUAUUUCGGCACGUAAGGAGAAGAGUACACACAUGGUAGAGUAGGCAAGUUGGCCUGGCCUACGUGAACGGGCAAGAUUUCGCAAACAUCUUAGCAGAGCAUCCGCAAAGUUCAUCGCGCCACGAAUUAUAAGAUUUCUUGCUGUUGAAAUGUUAGCUGGCGAACUAUGUAUCAUAAAGCAGUUGACAGAACUGUUGAAAAACAUAACAUAUAAAUGGCAGUGAGUAAACACGGUAAAACUGGUUAAGAAUGCUGAAGAAAUGUAGUCAAACUGUCGUCUGUAAGAGCAAUUUUGCCGAAAUCAGACUUUGGCUAUCAACGUAGACAUACUUGGUUUUGAAACCUUUGAAUAACACCUGCAUGUGUGACGUUGCAGAACUUG